AUGCCCACUCACCAGAUCUACGCCGUCUCCAAGCUGUCAGUAACUACGCCAUUAAAGUUAGGUCCCAAUACGGCAGACAUGUGUCAAGCGUGGAGGUACACCUUCACAUGCGGACACCAGAGCGGAGAGAAGUGGUACGACCCUGAGAACGCCGAGGAUUGCCCUGAGGCGGUGCGUGCCAAUCGUCGUCACAGGCAAUAUGGAACGCUAUUGCGCUGUAGCCCCUUAUCGACUGCAUCCGUGUCGACGCAAGGUGUUUGUUCGAGGGACAAAUGCUAUGCCAAGGAGUACCUCAUACCCUACGGUUGGUGGUGUCAUUAUUGUGGUUACAUGAACAAUGCAGGGUACAUCAGAGAGAGUUGGCAGCUCGAAACAGAUGCUAUUCUGGUAAAUUCCCCUAGUCUGACCUAUCAAAGAUAG
Molecule: messenger RNA, 420 nt
Organism: Colletotrichum acutatum
Lineage: Eukaryota; Fungi; Ascomycota; Sordariomycetes; Glomerellales; Glomerellaceae
Exons: 2
Coding region: 1-420 (139 amino acids)
Source: RefSeq, a predicted model, not a curated record